AUGCGCCCUGAGGGCCCGCUCCGUCGCAGAGUCGCAGGGGCCGCCAUUUUGGUUUCCCGCGGCCUCAGGGGCGCGCCGGUGCCGAAGUAAACAAGGAGGCGGCGACGUCGAGGAGAGGGAGCGUACGGCGGGAGCGCGAGCCCCGUUCGGCUGGCGCUUAGUCGGCGGACAGUAGGGCGGCGAGGAGCUCUGCCGUGACGGAUGAGGAGGCGUUGCAGGCCCGGCCCGGGCUGAGGAGGCCGCAGAAUGAAACGAGGAGGAAGAAAAAGUAACAAAGCUAGCAAUCAGUUAUCAGAUGAGGAGAAUACAAUUGAUGGCAAGAAAAUGAAAAUUCCAGAUGAAGAAUCAAUCAGAGAUAUUCCGAGUGCUGACUGGGGGAACCUUAUUCCAGAGAUUGUUCUGCACAUAUUCCAGCAUUUGCCCCUUCUUGAUCGUGCUCAUGCAUCACAGGUUUGCCGUAGGUGGAAUCAAGUGUUUCAUAUGCCAGAACUGUGGAGAUGUUUUGAGUUUGAACUGAAUCAGCCUGCUACAUCUUACUUAAAGGCUACUCAUCCAGAGCUCAUCAAGCAAAUUAUCAAAAGGCAUUCCAAUCAUCUACAGUAUGUCAGUUUCAAGGUGGAUAGCAGCAAGGAAUCCGCUGAAGCAGCCUGUGAUAUCUUAUCACAGCUUGUGAAUUGUUCGUUAAAAACACUAGGACUAAUUUCAACAGCUCGACCAAGCUUCAUGGAUUUACCAAAGUCACACUUCAUUUCUGCGCUGACUGUGGUAUUUGUAAACUCCAAAUCCCUUUCUUCACUUAAGAUAGAUGAUACACCAGUAGAUGACCCAUCUCUAAAGGUACUAGUGGCUAAUAACAGUGAUACCCUGAAACUGUUAAAGAUGAGCAGCUGCCCCCAUGUUUCACCAGCAGGUAUCCUCUGUGUAGCAGAUCAGUGCCAUGGUUUGCGUGAGUUGGCACUAAACUAUCAUCUGCUAAGUGAUGACCUCCUCCUUGCUUUGUCUUCUGAAAAACAUGUGAGAUUGGAACAUUUGCGCAUUGAUGUAGUCAGUGAGAAUCCGGGACAGACACACUUCCACAAAAUUGAGAAGAGCAGCUGGGAUGCCUUUAUCAAACAUUCUCCCAAAGUGAACUUAGUCAUGUAUUUUUUCUUAUAUGAAGAGGAAUUUGAUCCGUUCUUUCGUUACGAAACCCCUGUCACUCACCUUUAUUUUGGGAGAUCAGUCAGCAAAGAAGUACUUGGCCGGGUUGGAAUGACAUGCCCUCGCCUAGUUGAACUGGUAGUGUGUGCCAAUGGAUUACGGCCCCUGGAUGAAGAAUUGAUUUGCAUUGCAGAGCAUUGUAAAAAUCUCUCUGCUGUUGGCCUUGGGGAAUGUGAAGUCUCCUGCAGUGCCUUUGUUGAAUUUGUGAAGAUGUGCGGUGGCCGCUUAUCUCAGCUGUCUAUCAUGGAAGAAGUCCUGAUUCCUGACCAGAAGUACAGUUUGGAGCAGAUUCAUUGGGAAGUGUCAAAACACCUUGGUAGAGUUUGGUUUCCAGACAUGAUGCCUACAUGGUAGAGACUCUCAAGAAGGCAGGGCUUGUGAAACAGGACCUCCUGUUUUGGGCAUACCAGACAGCAGCUUAAUAUAUAAGCUAUUUGUGUCCUAGAAAAUCUAUGUAGUAGUUAGUGCUGGUUUUUAGAAUCAAAGUUCAUCAGGGGAAUCUGAGGAUAUUUUGAAGCACUUGUCUGUAUAAAGCCUUUUGUAGUUUGCUCUUUUUUCACUGAGACAAAUCCUAAAUAUAUGUACGAAAUGAAAUACUAUCACUUAUUCAUGCAAGUUCCAUAGUUUAUAAUUGGUUUACAUCUGGCACUUCAUUUACGUACCAUGAUAGAUGUGACUGACUGAAAUUCAGUUUUCAAAGUGUGGGUGAACACUUCUGUAAUUUACUUCUGGAAACACUAAUAGUGCAUAAGUUAUAGAAUAAUCGGCAGUUUAGACUGUAAAUAUUCUGUAGGCUGUUCGGUGUUUUGAUAAUAAAAUAAUGAAGAGCAAUACAGCAAUGUAGUUCAACAUAUUUGUAUACAGGAAAUGUGUUUCAUCUGUGGCUUAUUAAAUUGCUCUAGAUAAUGUACUUGUGUGUAAAUUACUAACCUUCAACAUUCUUUCAUUUUUAUGCAUUUUUUGAAAUGGACAUCUGACAAUCGUGAAAUGUUAAUAUGUAUAUAUAAAUCCAUUUUAAGGUAUUACUAAAACUCAGGUAGCUAAAGUAUUCUAGUAAAAGUAUGUUGUAUUUUGGUGAUUUUCUUGGACAAGUGUUUUUUCUAACACUUGUUUUGUAACAUUGCUCUUAUGAAUGUUGCAUAUGUUUUGCAGUAAAUGAAACCAAGCUUUUGUACCAAAAAAAUUAAAAAUAUGAAGUGGUUUUUAGUGGAAAGAAAAA
Molecule: messenger RNA, 2419 nt
Organism: Anolis sagrei ordinatus
Lineage: Eukaryota; Metazoa; Chordata; Lepidosauria; Squamata; Anolidae
Gene: FBXL3
Product: F-box and leucine rich repeat protein 3
Biological process (GO): entrainment of circadian clock by photoperiod; SCF-dependent proteasomal ubiquitin-dependent protein catabolic process
Cellular component (GO): cytosol; SCF ubiquitin ligase complex; nucleus
Molecular function (GO): protein binding
Source: RefSeq, a predicted model, not a curated record